Molecule: messenger RNA, 2027 nt
Organism: Coccinella septempunctata (seven-spotted ladybird)
Lineage: Eukaryota; Metazoa; Arthropoda; Insecta; Coleoptera; Coccinellidae
Product: vitamin K-dependent gamma-carboxylase
Exons: 9
Coding region: 129-2024 (631 amino acids)
Biological process (GO): peptidyl-glutamic acid carboxylation
Molecular function (GO): gamma-glutamyl carboxylase activity; vitamin binding
Source: RefSeq, a predicted model, not a curated record
UAAUUGUUUAAUGAUGUCUGGUAACAGAAGUGAGCCGUUCUAGAGAUUAGAAUAUGCACCGCUAAGAUAGAUUUCUCUCGUGUUUCUUGUUCUAGUCUAUUAUAUUUCGGUGAAAUUUUGGGUGUAUAAUGAAAACCAAUAAUUCAAGCAGCUUUCUCCGGAAAAUGUUCGGAAAAUUUUAUACAUUUGACGAUCUGGUUUCUUUCAUGUAUUUGCCGAAACAUCCUUCUAGUUUGGGAGUGAUUCGGAUUAUGUUUGGGUUGCUAAUGAUGCUGGAUCUACCAGAAGAAAGAGGUGGAGCCGAUAUAUCAAUCAGAUAUGGAAACCCUCAGAUUUGUCAUUUUCCAUUAAUGGAUUUCAUAAAACCUCUAAAUUACGAAUAUAUGUCUAUCUUAUAUGGAAUCAUGUGGUUGGGUACUAUUGGAAUAACGUUAGGGCUACAAUUCCGUUUAUCUGUACUUAUGUUCGCUGUUCCUUACUGGUACAUAUUUUUGCUGGAUAAAUCAUUCUGGAACAAUCACACCUAUCUUUAUGGAUUGCUUACCAUAUUACUACUUGGAUCAUCGGCAAAUCAUUACUGCUCUUUGGAUGGCUUGUUUGAUAAAAGAAUCCGAAAUAAACCUGUGCCGAACUGGAACUAUUUCAUAUUGAAAUUUCAGUUCUUCAUGUUGUACUUUUUGGCAGGGAUAAAGAAGAGUAACUGGGAAUGGCUAGAAGGCUAUGCCAUGAACAACAUGGGAAAUCACUGGGUGUUCAUUCCUUUCAGACUUUUUCUAACGCCCGAACAAGUUGACUAUCUCGUUAUCCAUUGGAUUGGAUGUAUAUUCGACUUGACAAUUGGUUUCUUGAUUUUGCUCGAAUUCACAAGACCUGUUGGAAUAUUCUUGUGCUCCCUCUUUCAUCUGAUGAACUCAAGAAUGUUCAGCAUUGGGUUGUUUCCAUAUGUUUGUUUAGCUACAUUACCCCUGUUUUGUGAAGAAGAUUGGCCAGAAAAAUUAAGGGCAGUCAUAACUGGACGAAAGGCUUAUGAGGAACAAAAGAAGAAUGUUUGUUCCAGGGAUUGCUCUGAUGAGAGAAUACGUAUUAACUGGAAGCGUAGAUUGGCGGUUUCAUUGUUAUUAACGCAUUGUGCACUGCAAACAUUUCUGCCCUUUUCUCAUUCCAUAACAAAGGGUUAUAACAACUGGACGAAUGGACUUUAUGGAUAUUCCUGGGACAUGAUGGUACAUGGUUGGGAUACUAACCUAGUGGUAGUCAAGGUUGUGGACAAUGUUUCAGGACAAGAAUACUUUUUGGAUUCUUCAGCAUGGACUCUGAAUGACAGGUGGAACAAGCAUGCAGAUAUGUGCGUACAAUACGCCCAGUGCGUCAAGAAAAAUUUAGCCGCCCAUAAUCCAGAAAUCUCCAAAAAUAUCUCUGUAUACAUCGACGUUUGGUGUUCAAUGAACGGCAGAAUUCAACAGCGAAUGUUCGACCCAAAUUAUGACCUUUUGAAAGCCAAUUGGUCAGUUUUUAACAACGUGGAAUGGUUACUGCCGCUCCUAUCAGAAUAUAGCGGAUUUCGAGAAAAAAUAUCGAAACUAUCAGAGCAUGUGUACUCGUGGUCGAAUUCCUCAGAUGUGGUAUUCAUCAGCGAUUUUCCUGAUAUGAGUCUAGAAAAUUAUGUGAGUCCUGAAUUGAGGAAUGUAUCUCUCGAAAUCCUUGAAGGAACCGUUUUGUUUGAAAGCCAAGAGUCUGAAGAAGUGAAGGUCUUGAACAAAGGUGAAAGAAAAAGCAUGGAGGUUGGAAAAUUCCACAAAAUAUACACCAUAGGGGAGAAGCCUUCCUUUUUCAUUUAUACCUACAUUAAUUCUACGAAGGAAUUAACAGAACAGAAGGAGACAAAUGGGGUUAAAAAGCUCCGUUAUAAUAUGUACUCUCCAUUUCCGCUCCUCGAAGACGUGGCUCACAGGAUUUCAUCCUUUGAGAAAAUGAUGAAUCAUAUUUAUGUCGGUUAUCAAUAUCUAAUAAAGCUUGCCUAUUAAGAA